Messenger RNA from Zychaea mexicana, 7185 nucleotides. RefSeq lists its product as uncharacterized. NCBI's taxonomy places the organism in Eukaryota, Fungi, Mucoromycota, Mucoromycetes, Mucorales, Lichtheimiaceae. The record is from RefSeq and is a predicted model, not a curated record. The transcript is spliced from 22 exons. Bases 114 to 7067 code for a protein of 2317 amino acids. Gene Ontology annotation, biological process: phosphorelay signal transduction system; protein phosphorylation. Gene Ontology annotation, molecular function: ATP binding; phosphorelay sensor kinase activity; protein binding.
UCUCAAAUGGCGAAAACGUUGACGUGCUUCAUGGUUACCGGAUAAAGAACAAAAACCCCGUCGUUGCACGCGUAUCUGCAAACUCAUUACGCCUCGAGCGCGAGUUCUAUGUAAUGAAAAAACUGUAUCAAUAUACGGGAGGCGACUCGUUCAUUGUACGACCGUUAGAAUUUCUUCGUUUGCCAAGUGGCUUAAACGUCUCAAUAUACGCCAGCGAGCCGCAUCAACAUAGUGUCACGUCUUCAGAAUCGCCAGAAGAUGGUGACGAUAGCACAAGCAAUAUCCGUGCUUGGAUCGGACUAAAUAGACAAAACAAUACGCGGAGUCAUGCAACCACAGCAUCAUCUUAUGCAGCGACGAAUGCAACGUACUACGAUCUGGAGCGGUUUUUGAAAUUCGGGAUCAAGUGCCUGGAACCAUUGGAUUUUAUCCAUCGAUAUCGAUGUAUCCACGGUGAAAUACGUAUGGAAGCAUUCCAGUGGGAUGGGUCAGAUAAAGGCAGCGUAAAGUUAUGCAACUUUGGGUCGGGCUCGAAAUCUUUGGAAAGCUAUCUGACCUUGUCUGCCGAUGGUUGGCGGAAAACGAUGAACAAUAAGGAGUUGGUCAAGGUUUUGCGCGGAGUCUUGAUAUACAUGAGUCCGGAACAAACUGGCCGCACUACUUAUCCACCUGAUCAUCGAACAGACAUAUACUCGCUUGGUGUCAUGUUUUUUGUGUUGCUAACCGGAAGACGACCAUUUGAAGGGAGUCCUUUGGAAACACUCAAAGGUAUCCUCAGUCGAAAGCUUCCGCCCGUACACGAACUACAACGAGAUGUUCCUGAAGUCAUUUCCAGGAUCAUCGAAAAAAUGACAAAUAAGGCACCUGAUGAUCGAUAUACCAGUGCCCGUGGAGUCAGCUCCGACUUAAAGGAGUGUCUCAAGCGUUUAAAGGCAGCAAAACACCCCUCUACACAGUGGAUAGAACCUUUUCCUUUGGCCCAAAAGGACAUCGCUUCUGUAUUUACAUUGCCCAAAAGUAUUUACGGUCGUCAAAGCGUCAUAGCGGAGGUCACCGCUAUCAUUGGCCGAUGCGCAUUACUGCACAGGCCAUUCAGGUUGCGCAAUGGUACCGAAUUCCGUGUGGACCCCCAAUCUCUGGUCGAGCUUUCUUCAGAAACUGAAAGCAGCAGUGCAGCGGAUUCUGGGCCCAAAUCGGCACUAAUUUUUACUGCAGGUCAAAGGCCUACUACCGUAAACGGAGCAACGGAUAAUUCAAGUAUCGGCAGUCGGAUUUUUACCAAUAGCAGUAAGACGGGAACAGUUGUUGUUGGCCUCUACGGCCCCGGUGGCAUUGGUAAAUCGACGAUAUAUACAGCUGUCCAACCAGCGGCUCGACAAAAUGGAUAUGUCGCCUCCACAAAAUUUGAUGCUCGUAACAAAACACCAUACAGUGCAGUCACCCAAGCAUUAUCACAGAUCUUUCAGCAAGUCCUCUCUGAAAAUGAAGAUGAAAUCAGUGCAUUUUACACUCAUUUGAAAUGCUCGCUCGGUGCACAGUUUUGCAACAUACACGUCAUGGUUGGCUUUGUACCUGAAUUAAAGCCACUAUUACAAGAACCGGAUAUCGAAGGAGAGGGUAUCAAUGUACCAGAAAUGGUUCGGCUGGAUAACAUCGAAACUCAAGCCCGGUUCAGAAAAGUCUACGUGGAAGUAUUCCGUGCAAUCACAAGUUGGCGAACAGCAACGUUGUUCUUAGAUGAUUUACACCAGGCAGAUUCUCCGUCGCUCGAGUUAAUAGAAGCCCUAGCCAUGGCGCGCGUCAGGAUAUUAAUAUUCAUUUCAUACAGGGAUCAAGAAAUGACUCCCGAGCUAUCUACGCUACUCAAACACUUGGCGGACAUACACCUCAUCAAAAUCGAGCCCCUCGACAAGAACUCAAUAGCCGAUUUUAUCUGCGAAGCCCUUCACCGCUCAAGCGAAACUGACAGAGCAGCGAUUAUGCCUCUGGCCAAUGUGGUAGUCCGAAAAACUCAGUGUAACGCCUUUUAUGCAGUGCAGCUUCUACGAACGCUCGAGCGGAAAAAACUCAUAUUUUUCAACUGGGAGAAAAAUGAGUGGGACUACAACUUGCGCGACAUCGAAGAUGUCACCGUGUUCGACGACGGUGAAAACUCACAGCUCAAUGUCUCGUUUAUGGUGAAGAGGUUACGAGAACUACCACAUGCAGCGCAAGACCUUUUGAAGUGGGCUUCAUUUAUCGGGGACACAUUUUCUUGGGAAACUGUCAAGGCGCUGAUGAUAUCCGCAGAAAAAGGCGCUGUAAAAAAAAGUGGUGCAGAAUGCCCUUCGGUUACACAGUAUCGCCAGCAACAACCCAAGGACGAUGCUUGCAGCAGUAGCAGUAGCAGUAGCAGUAGCACUCUGACUAACGAUUCUUCUAUAAACAACACGUCGAAUAACUCGAGCGGCAACACCGGUUUAUUCAAACGACUUCAACGCUUCUACACAAGAUCUCCACCAACUCCUUGUAGUCGCUCACCGACGGGAUCAGACUACGACCCUAUUAGUGGUCUGCAGGCUGUAUUACAAGAAGGAUACAUUGUACCUAUUAAUGAGAGCGAAUUCAAAUGGAGUCAUGACCGGAUAUCCCAGGCGGCGGCUGCAUUGGCAGAUCCGAACACAUUGGAUAAUAUACAUCUAACUGUUGCACAGCACUUAAUGGAAGAAAAACUCGUUGACACAUUUCUUGUGGCCGAUCAUUUGCUAAAGUGCAUCGAUCUGUUGAUGUUGCAGGACGACAAGGAGCGAUAUCGGCAAAUUUUUGUUGAUUCGGCCACGAAGUGUCAAACUGCUGGUGCCCAUGAUAUGGCAUUUGCUUACUUUAAUUCUGCGAUACAGCUUAGUGAUCCGAAUCAAGAAUGGAAUGAUAUCAACUAUAGCGGGACGCUUCUUCUCUACACAAAUGCUGUUGCAUUAUCAUGGGUAGUUGGUGCAUACACACUUACUGAGCAAUGGUUGGAUAUCAUCUUCGCACAAUCACGAUGCCCCUUGGAUCGAGUACCAGCUUAUCGUGUUCAAUCGAGGUAUCUCUACAGUAUACAGAAGACUGAACAGGCUCAAGAUGCGCUACUACGGUGUUUGGACGAGCUGGGAAGAGAGAAAGCGCGAUUAGAUAUCAGUGAAGCAGGUAUUCUGCGGGAAUACAGUCAAGCCGAAAGGCUGAUACGGCAGUUUGGAGUCGAUGGAAUUCUCGCCAUGAAGCCUUGCGAGAAUUUGACUAUUAAAGCCACUAUGGGUGUUCUAGAAGAGCUACUCGUAUCUUGUUUUUUUGGCGGGCAGAUGUUGGAGCUAUGUCACUGGGCCUGUCGCAUACUUAAUCUCACUGCUCUCUAUGGUCCUACCAAUGUUACAGGCUCAGGAUGUAUGGCCACUGGUAUCGGAUUCGCGAGUCUCUAUCAGAAAUAUAAGUUUGCGGAGGAAGUCGGUAGCCUGGGCAUCGCACUUGCCGAUAAAUACGGAAGCAACCAAGAAAAAGGACGUGCAUACCACAUAUACGCAGCUUAUGUACUUCAGUGGAAGUAUCCUCUCAGUAAAGCGUACAAGUAUUAUCAAAAUGCUUUAGAUUUCUGCAGCUCUGCUGGUGACAAUAUGUACUACACCUUUAACCGGAUUCAUAUAUGCAUUCUUAUGUUUGGUCAAGGAUAUAAUAUGCAAGAUGUUGCCCGGGAAAGUCAAGCAACAUAUGACGAAAUCCUGAUAUAUUCACCUACUGUCGAAACCAAGUUCUUUUCCUUGGCUAUUCUACGCGCAGCAAAAGCACUCCAGGGCCAAACGUACAUUAACACGCCAAACGUUUUUGACGGCGAUGACGGCUUCAACGACUCCCACUUUGUUUCGGAGAGUUGCGAGCACUCCUACAGACCCAACAUUAUGUUAAAUUGGUACGAAUCUUACAAGAUCGUACCACUGACACUCUAUGGAUAUCUUGAUUCUGCAAUUGAAAUUGGAUACCGAUCUAUCGACACAAUGUAUGCUCAUCCAAGUUAUCGCCACACCCGCAUGAUGCUUUGUUUCUUCUCUUUGGCGCUUAUUGAAAAGACACGUCAAGAUCCAACAAUCUACCAAAAAUGUAUCGAGCAAGUCAAGAGGAACCAAGAGUUGGUACACGAAUGGGCUAUUCACAGUCCAAACAAUUAUUCCAUGUUCUGGACGUUUGUGGAAGCUGAACUUGCAGGGAUUAGCGAUGAUUCUCCUGACAUAUCUAAAGCCGGAAGACUUUACGAAGAAGCAAUAAAUCUAGCAAGAAAAAAUUCAUGGUACUUUGACCUCUGCGUUAUGCAUGAGUAUACCGGUGCCUUUUACAACCGCAUCGGGCUCUACAAUACUGCCUAUGGAUAUAUAAGAAAGGCAGUUGAUCUGUAUAUGAAGCAUGGUGCAUACGGAAAAGGACGACACGUUAGCAACAAAUUCUCUCAGCUUCUGUCCGAUUUCGACGAUGUUCGAUCUGAAAGUCAAGAAGCAGAAAUCCAAACUGAUCCUCUACCGUACCAUGGUGCUCAAGGAUGGAGUCCCAGUGCAUCAUCAAACGGAAGUAGGGUAGCACUCAACGAGCCGUUAGCUUGUGAAUUCAUGACACCUGCUACACAUGAGCAAACAUUGUUGAAUUUAGAUAUUAUCGAUAUGGCUUCAAUUUUAAAGAGCUCACAGGUCCUAAGCUCUGAAAUCCAGUUUAAUGCGCUCUUGAGUUCGAUGAUGGGAAUAAUCCUCGACGUUUCAGCAGCAGAUUGCGUUGCUAUUGUCAUCAAAGACGAUAAGUUUGGUGUGUGUGCGUACGGCACGCAGCAAGAUAGUUCUACCACAUACGAUCCACCAAAGCCGCUAUCAGAAGAUGACGACCUAGUAUCAAGUCGCAUUAUCAACCAUACGAUACAUACCGGUGAAAGCACCUACGUAAACGAUGUCCAAAAAGAUACAAGGUUUGCCGUGGGACCAUGGUUUGAGCGUGUCAAAAGAAAAUCAGUUGUAUGCAUGCCAAUCAUUCACAAAGUAACCACUGUGGGUUGCUUAUUUAUUGAGGGUGUCGUUGGUAUUUUCACCCAAAGGCAUAUUGCUGUUCUCAGUCUUUUGUGCCAACAGAUGGGUAUUUCAAUCACGAAUGCCUUUCUAUUCAAGUCUGUGCAGCGAGCUACUAUGACGAAUAUGAGAAUGAUUGAGAAGCAAAAACAAGCACUUGAAGAGGCUCGACGGAGCAAAGAAGCUGCCGAUAAAGCAAUGCGGUUACGUGAAAUCUUUUUGGCAAAUAUGAGCCAUGAGAUACGUACUCCUUUUUCGGGCUUUUACGGAAUGAUCUCAUUGUUGGCCGAUACAAAUCUGGAUAUUGAGCAACGAGACCUCGUCCAAACUGCCAAAGAGUCAUGUGAGAUGCUUCUACAGCUUAUUGACGAUCUGCUGAAUUUUUCAAAACUACAAGCUGGCAAAGUCUCGUUGGAUUUGUCACCUAUUGUGAUUGACGAUCUGCUGGCAGACGUCAUCGAAAUGUUGAUUGCCUUGGCCAUUCGAAAGAGCAUCAAUAUCAGUUAUAGUGUUGAACCAGAUGUACCUGCUGUCAUUAUGGCUGAUGGCAACCGUAUACGACAGGUCAUAAUCAAUCUUUUGGGCAACGCAUUAAAAUUCACCCACGAUGGAGAAGUCAAAAUACGGUGCUCUAUGGACAAAAAGAAUUUAUCUACGGAUGGUAAAAUAUCAUUACUUUUCGAAGUAGUUGACUCUGGUAUUGGGAUAAGCGAAGAGCAACGCAAGGUACUUUUUGUGCCGUUCUCGCAGGUGGAUGGUAGUACAACCCGUAACUAUGGUGGCACUGGACUCGGAUUAUCAAUCUGCUUGCAAUUGGUUUCUUUGAUGUCUGGUAAAAUUGACGUGAAGAGCGAGCCAAACAAGGGUUCGAAUUUCUUCUUCAACAUUACGACAUCUCGUGUACAUGAGCAGGCCAACAAACGCGAAGAUGUGAUUGCAGACUUAUUAAAAAAGUUGAAUGGUGCUCGAGUCCUUGUUGCUGCGACCCACGAAUCUACUGCAUCGAUGAUACGCCAACUUCUGCCCGGAAUAGCUGUAGACGGAGCGCAUACUCCUGGUGAUUUCAUCCAUCGGCAGGCCACCAACUACCACGUUGUCCUCGUUGGCCUUUGGUUGACGAGCGAUCCAGAACUCCAAGUAUGGACAACCCACCUUAAGCAGUUUUUACAAAGUGCUCGCUGUGUAGUUGUGAUGCAUUAUCCUAGUGUCGCGAACAGCGACGUGCUAUGCACAAACAAUCUUCCAACAACCGGCAUUACAGACGACGAGCGACUCAGUCAAAAUGGUCGCAGUGAUUUAUCAAGCAGUACCCUCAGGGUAAAUGCAGGGAACGUAAGCCUUCCUCCGAUGAAGCUACGCUCGGUUGUUCGUAUAUCUGUUCCUCUUCGACGCAUAAAUUUACUACAAGCUCUUGUCGACAUGAUUCAGCAAACGAGCGACGAUGCCGCUAUCAUUAAAAAAACGCUCAAAACACCGUCAACGCCACGCCCUUCAAUAUCAACCAAGACAAUAGGAAGUAGAAAGAAGGCUUCCCAAGAUACUAUUUCUCCUGAAGAGCAAGCUCUAUACAGUACACAGACGCUACUUAUUGCAGAAGAUAAUCCUGUUGCUCAAAAGCUUUUGUACAAACAGCUCACGCGUUUGGGUUUUAAGGUUGUUUGUGCUAAUAACGGGUUAGAAGCUGUGGAGGCAUGGCAAAAUAAUCCUCCUGGAUACUUUUCGCUCGCAAUGCUCGAUUAUCAUAUGCCACAGUGUGAUGGAGUAGAGGCCACAGGAAGGAUUCGAAAACUCGAAAAAAACAAGGGUAGAAAUGAUCACUUUCCUAUAGUUGCGCUGACAGCCGAUAUACAGGAAUCUACUCGACAAACAUGCUUGGCAGUAGGGAUGGAUGGGUACCUUACGAAACCUGUAAGCAAAAAGUUGUUGAUAGACACGUUACGCAACUAUUGCUUUAAGAGCAAAACAUCAAAUGAUAAUAGCCUUGAUUGUAAAACAAUGGUAGUCGACGAUUAACUCCAAAACAAAAUUAGUUAAUUACUUUAUAUAAUGACAACGUUUGUGUGAUGCAUUUUUUUUUAUCUGUUAUGCAAUAAUAUUUAUAUAAUGUGCAAGAAGGCUAUUUUCAUUUAAG